AUGACUCCCGACACCACCGUCGCCCUUCCCCUAAGGGCCUUUGGGCCCCCGCUGGUGGCGACGGAGGAUUUGUAUAACUGGAAGACUAAUCAUCCUCCCUUUUCAGAGGACCCCCAGCACUUAACCGGGCUGGUGGAGUCUUUAAUGUUCUCUCAUCAGCCCACAUGGGAUGAUUGCCAGCAGCUACUACAGACUCUUUUCACUACUGAGGAGAGGGAGAGGAUUCUAUUGGAGGCAAGGAAGAAUGUACCAGGAACAGAUGGCCGUCCCACCCAGCUCCCCAACAUCAUUGAGACUGCCUUCCCCCUUUCCAGGCCUGACUGGGAUUUCAACACGGCAGAAGGUAGGGAGCGACUGACAGUCUAUCGCCAGUCUCUAGUGGCUGGCCUCCACAGGGCAGCGAGACGCCCCACUAAUUUGGCUAAGGUAAGAGAGGUUAUCCAGGGGGCCACGGAAUCCCCGUCAGUAUUUCUUGAGCGCUUAAUGGAAGCUUUCGGGCGCUACACCCCGUUUGACCCUACCUUGGAGGGGCAAAGGGCUUCCGUGGCCAUGGCUUUUAUAGGGCAGUCAGCAUUAGAUAUUAAGAGAAAAUUGCAGAGAAUAGAAGGGUUACAGGAUUAUACCCUACAGGAUUUAGUCAAGGAGGCAGAGAAAGUGUAUCAUAAGAGGGAAACUGAGGAGGAAAAAGAGCAAAGAAAAGAAAAGGAAAGAGAGGAAAGAGAAAACAAAAGGGAUCGUAAGCAGGAGAAGAAUCUGACACGGAUUUUGGCCGCAGUAGUAGGUGAGAGAGGCCAGGAACAAACCCAGAGCAGGGCUAAAAGGUCAGGUAACCUGGGCAACCGCACCCCAUUAGACAAAGAUCAGUGUGCAUACUGCAAGGAAAAAGGUCACUGGGCUAGAGAGUGCCCUAAGAAGAAAAAGAACGGCUCCUCCAAGAAAGUGUUAGCCCUGGAGGAAGAAGAGGAUUAGCGGGGACGGGGCUCGGAACCCCUCCCCAAGCCUAGGGUAACACUAGAGGUGGAGGGGAAGCCAGUUGAGUUCCUAGUAGACACUGGGGCUCAACACUCGGUCCUACUCGAACCAGCUGGACCUGUCUCCCACAAGAAAUCGUGGGUCAUAGGAGCCACAGGGCACCAGCAGUACUCAUGGACUACCCGAAGAGCGGUAGACUUAGGAACGGGACGGGUAACCCACUCGUUUCUGGUCAUCCCCGAGUGCCCUGCGCCUCUACCUGGGAGAGAUCUCCUAACCAGAAUGGGAGCCCAGAUUACCUUCACCCCUGAUGGCCCGGAGGUGACCCAAAGCAAGAGAAUGGCUACUGCCCUGACCAUACACCUAGAUGAUGAACAUAGACUUUUUGAGGAACAGGGAGCAGAGAUAAGUCACAUAAAUGACUGGUUGAACAGGUAUCCGGGGGCGUGGACCGAGGCGGCUGGAACAGGACUAGCUGCAGAAAGGCCGCCCAUAGCCAUAGAGCUUAAGGCCACUUCUACUCCUGUGGCUGUACGCCAAUAUCCCAUGACUAAGGAGGCCCGGGAAGGAAUUAGGCCCCAUAUCCAGCGCCUCCUUCAACAGGGCAUCCUAGUGAAGUGUCACUCGCCAUGGAACACUCCCCUGUUACCUGUUAAGAAGCCCGGCACAGGAGAUUAUCGCCCGGUACAGGACUUAAGGGGAGUGAACAAGCGAGUACAGGAUAUCCACCCCACUGUGCCUAACCCUUACAACUUGUUGAGCUCUCUCCCCCCGGAUCAUAUUUGGUAUACUGUCUUGGAUUUAAAGGACGCUUUCUUCUGCCUGCAACUGCACCCUUCCAGCCAGAACAUCUUUGCAUUCAAGUGGAGGGACCCUGACUCUGGGACUACAGGACAACUGACUUGGACCCGAUUACCCCAGGGGUUCAAGAAUUCCCCGACCCUCUUCGAUGAAGCUCUUCACCAAGAUUUAGCCCACUUCCGCGCCAGCCAUCCCCAGGUAACACUUCUGCAGUAUGUAGAUGACUUACUACUAGCCACAGAGGAAGAGUGCCAACGGGGCACGGGACUACUGCCAGAAGAACUCGCCCGCUUAGGAUAUCGGGCCUCCGCCAAGAAGGCCCAGAUCUGCCAAAAAGAGGUAACGUACCUGGGGUACGCCCUCAAAGGGUGGCAGAGAUGGCUAACGGAGGCCAGGAAACAAACUGUGACUCAGAUACCCGUUCCUCACUCACCCCGCAGGGAAUUUUUAGGGACUGCGGGGUUUUGGCGCUUAUGGAUCCCUGGGUUUGCUACCCUGGCCGCUCCCCUCUAUCCUCUGACUAGAGAGGGUGCCCCGUUUGAGUGGGGUAACAGCCAACAGCAGACCUUUGAUGACAUCAAGAAGGCAUUACUGUCAGCCCCGGCCCUGGCAUUACCGGACGUAGCAAAGCCCUUCGUCCUAUAUGUGGACGAGAGAGGGGGAGUAGCCCAAGGGGUGCUGACCCAGCCUCUAGGGCCAUGGAAGAGGCCGGUAGCCUACCUCUCCAAGAAGCUGGAUCCUGUUGCUAGUGGUUGGCCUGCCUGCCUGAGGUCCAUGGCGGCAGUGGCAGUGUUGGUGAAAGAUGCUGACAAAUUAACUAUGGGACAAAAGCUAACGGUCAUUGCCCCCCACUCCUUGGAGAGCAUCAUCAGGCAGCCCCCUGAUCAGUGGCUGUCCAACGCCUGCAUGACACACUACCAGAGUCUCCUACUGAAUGGAGACAGGAUUCAGUUUGGGCCGCCUGCCAUCCUCAACCCGGCUACCCUACUACCCGACACGUCCACCCAGGAGAGUGUGCUGCACACCUGUCAAGAGAUACUAGCAGAGGAAACGGGGACCCGAAGGGACCUCCGAGACCAGCCCUUGCCAGACGCUCAGCUGACCUGGCUCACUGAUGGAAGCAGCUACAUAAUAGAAGGUAAAAGGGUGGCCGGGGCAGCUGUGGUGGACGAUGAGCAAAUUAUCUGGGCAAGUAGCCUACCCGAGGGGACGUCAGCUCAGAAGGCCGAGUUACUAGCUCUGACUCAGGCCCUACGAUUGGCAGAAGGAAAGAAGAUUAACAUCUACACUGAUAGCAGGUAUGCCUUUGCUACUGCCCAUGUCCACGGGGCUAUCUACCGGCAGCGGGGGCUACUAAGCUCGGCAGGGAAGGAAAUCAAAAAUAAAGAAGAAAUUCUAAGCCUAUUUGAGGCUGUUCACCUUCCUAAGAAAGUGGCAAUUAUUCACUGUCCCGGACAUCAGAAAGGAGGGUCCAGGGUUGCCGGAGGGAAUCAAAGGGCUGACAGAGAAGCCAAGCGGGCGGCUCAGGGACUCAACAUCCUAUCCUUGUCUGGGGAAAAACCGAGGUCUCACCCUGAGGAUACGGUAUACCCCUCUAUCAGGAACUUUGAUUAUUCAGAACCAGACCUUGAUAGAAUGGACAGAUUAGGAUUUCGCCUGGAGACUCCAGAGGGGAUCCGGGAAACCUCAGAAGGAAAAAGAAUCCUCCCUGAAAAACAGGCUAUCAUUUUUCCCAGACACCUUCAUAAGUUAACUCAUCUGGGCCCAACACAUUUAAAAACUAUUGUCCAGUCAUCACCGUAUUAUAUCAUGAAACUAGGGGAGCUCGCGGAUACAACUGUAAAAGAAUGCAAGCCUUGCCAGAUGGUGAAUGCCCAGCCCAGCAAGCUAUCUCAGGGCAAACGGCUCCGAGGAGACCACCCUGGGAGUUACUGGGAGGUAGACUUUACUGAGGUAAAGCCAGCCAGGUAUGGAUACAGAUACUUAUUGGUAUUCAUAGAUACAUUUUCAAGAUGGGUCGAAGCCUUCCCUACCAAGAAAGAGACUGCUCAGGUGGUGGCCAAGACAAUACUAGAAGACAUCUUCCCGAGAUUCGGGGUGCCCAAGAUUAAAAGCCCUUGAGACUGUGCAGAGGGAAGUGUGGAAUUGGUUGGCCGAGGCCUACAAGCCUGGAGACCUGCAAGUACCUCAUCAGUUCCAGGUCGGAGACUCGGUGUACAUUCGGCGCCACCGUGCG
Messenger RNA from Myotis myotis, 4009 nucleotides. RefSeq lists its product as uncharacterized. Gene Ontology annotation, biological process: proteolysis; DNA integration; virion assembly. Lineage: Eukaryota; Metazoa; Chordata; Mammalia; Chiroptera; Vespertilionidae. The record is from RefSeq and is a predicted model, not a curated record. Gene Ontology annotation, molecular function: zinc ion binding; RNA-DNA hybrid ribonuclease activity; aspartic-type endopeptidase activity.